AUGUGUCCGGAGCAAGCCUCGGCGCUAGCCCAGCUUGACAGGGAUGGAGGAGAACGUCCGGAAAAGCUUUCGUCGCUUGCGUUUGAAGUCCGUGACAUGACUCACGUCGGAGUGGAACAAGCGGCUGAAGAGUCGCCGCGCUCUUUUUUUGGUGUGGAACCGUUCUUGACUCCCUGCGGGCCCAACAAGGUUUUGGGGUCUGAGAGCGCCGAGCUGGAUUUUUCCGUUAAGGCGCCGACUACUUCCAAGAACCUUAGGAGGGUGCUUCGGGCGCUUCAGAUACGAAAAGCAGUUCUCCUGGAGGGCAGCCCUGGCGUGGGAAAGACGAGCCUCAUCUCCGCGCUGGCAGCGGCCGCGGGACACGAGCUUGUGAGGAUCAAUCUUUCGGAGCAAACGGACGUGUCCGAUCUGUUCGGCUCAGACCUUCCGGUUCCUGGUACGGACUCAGGCGAACUGAGUGGCCAACAGACCGAAGGCAGCGGCGCAACAAGCGCUCGGUUUACGUGGUGUGAUGGGGUGUUCCUGAGCGCCCUGAAGGCCGGCAAAUGGGUUCUGCUCGACGAGCUGAACUUGGCUCCUCAGAGUGUGCUCGAGGGCCUUAACGCUUGCCUGGAUCACCGUGCCGAAGUGUACAUCCCAGAGCUCGGGCGUUCGUUCAGAUGCCCUCCGACGUUCAAAGUCUUCGCCGCGCAGAAUCCUCUAGGGCAGGGUGGUGGCAGGAAGGGUCUUCCAAGAUCUUUUCUCAGUCGCUUCACCAAGGUGGAAGCGCAGUUCCCACUAGGCUUGGUGCAAUAUGAUACGAUGGAGGCUGGGCGCUACGGGCAAAGAGGCUCUCCCUGGGAGUUCAACCUUCGUGAAGUCUUCCGUUGGUGCGAGCUGAUGCUUGAAGAGCAACAGCACAGCGGCAUCGAAUCCUCCGCCGCUCGUGGCUGGAAGCCUUGGCUACUGGUUGAUACCCUCUACAUACAGCGAUUGCGCACCCGGUCGGACCGAGCCGCUGUCCUCGACCGGUUCAGGGAAACGUUCCCCGAAGCUUUUGUGGAUAGUUUUCCAUCCUCUCCGGUUGGUACCAAGAGUUGUUCCAGAGAGGGCUUGGUUUCCCGCGGGUGCGAAGCGGGGAUUGGAACGCACCCGGUGCUGAGUGUUACUCCGGAGUGGAUGCAGGUGGGGCAGACCGUGCUGCCACGCGGAUGUUGGGGAAACGGAAAUGGGGACGCGGAUGGACUAAGGCCGGGCAUAACGAUGCCUCUUUCGUUGAGGAGACCGUUGCAGGCCCUGGCGAGGUGCGUGGCGAUGGGCUGGCCGGCCCUGGUGGUGGGGCACCGCGGGUCUGGGAAGUCAGGCAUUAUUAAAGGCUUGGCUGCCGGUGUGGGAGCUCGUCUUACGGAGGUCGCGAUGACACCGUCUGUUGACGUCACCGAACUGCUUGGGUGCUUCGAACAGACCGAUGCGAGGGCGGUUGAGGAAUCUCUUGUCGAAACGCUCGAGGAGUUGGCGGACAAGACAUGUCGCGUGUUGCUUGAGUUCUCGGGCGAUAUCCUGCCGGAGGCUGCCCUUACUGCUGGCGCGCUAUGGGAUGCUCUGCACGCAGUGCGUCGCACGUAUUGCAACGCAAUGGCCCCAGAUGUCGAUGCAGGGCGUCAUGCGAACAUCCUGGGCUUCACUGAUCAGGGAAUGGUUGCAGUCGACCAUCUCUUGUCGUCGCUCAAGUCAGCCAUGGAAUGCAUCCGAGCUCAUCCAAGCCUCACCGAUUUGAAAACAGCGCGGGGGAAAGAGGUACUCUCCCUAAACCGGCGUGUAGAACGGGCGGCAGCCCUUGCUACGAACCUGCAGCAUACCGUGACCGACGCGGCUCUCUUGGCAAAUGCGGAGAGCAGCGUGGGCGGGUCCGGUGACGGUGCCCCGGGCAGGAGAUCGUCUCGUGCGUCUUGCUUCUGUUGGAGCGAUGGGGUGCUGGUUCAGGCUCUGGAGAGGGGUGACUGGAUUGUGUUGGACGGGGCGAACCUGUGCUCUGCCAGCGUCCUGGACCGGUUAAAUCCCCUCUUGGAGCCUGGAGGUGUCCUACCUCUCACGGAGUGCGGUACGUCAAGCGGGGCGUCUCCCACCGGCCACCGGACGAUCCGACCGCACUCCAACUUCCGACUGUUCUUGACGGCGGACCCGUCCUGCGGGGAAGUAUCCCGCGCAAUGCGGAACCGUUGCGUGGAGGUGUCGCUGCUUGACGCGCCUCCGGCCGUGACCAUAUUUUCUCCGCAACCGGCAACGGCGAACGUCGGCGCUGGGGCAGGCGAGAAUUCUUCACCAGCCACGGCCGUCACCGAGCAUGCGGCAGACUUGUUGUCGAUGGUGUGUGCGGCUGGGCUGACAGACCCGCGGGAGGCCACGGCGGCGGUUGCCGUUCACUCUGCGUUUGUGGCGAGGAGUAGGCGGGGCGGGAAUGCUCAUGCGGGGAAUGGACCCGCGCCACGUGCCCUGCUCCGCUGGGCUGAGCUGGUCGCGGCGUGUCGUUCUCGGCGUGUAAUUUGUGAGGGAGCCGAUGAUGGUGGUGACUUGUGGCUGCGGUGCCUCCCGCUGGCGUAUCCGACGUCAAGCCCUGGAGGUAUAUCCUCAGCAGCGGUGAAGCUCGCGAGAAAUAUUCUGUCGACCUUCACGGCCAGGCCUCUGGCUUCGGGUUCGGAGGAGUCGAUCUCUACAGCCGACGUGAUUAGUUCCGUUGUGCCUUGCGGCUGGAGGGAGAUCGUGGAGGAAAGCGUCGUCAGACAGGUCAUUCAGGACGUGAAACUGCUUGAGAUCGUCGUGGCAGCGAGCAGCACCGCAGUCUCUGCAGGAGGUGAUUGUUGCCUCUUGCCGCUUGUCGUGGACGCGGUUGGCGGUGGGCAAUCGUCCUCAACCGCUGCCGUCGUUUCGCCGCCAUUUACGGACUUGAGACUGGAGCCAGGCGAUGCGGCUCUACUGCUCACGGCGCGAGAGGCCGCUUUUACCUCGAGGGUUAGCCGUACGCUUCUCGCCCAGGCAGCCGUUCUGGUUGCCCGAAAAGCUUCAUCGGCAGACCUUCAUCUGAGGGUAAUGUCCUCCGGUAGGGUGACAGGCUCUGCAUCGCGCGGUUCGCCAGGGUUCGGACGGGGACGGUUGGCCAGCAACCUGGGAGAGGCGGUGGCCGCGAUGAUGGCUGUACUGUUCGACUCGCCAGCGCGGCGUGAAGUAUCGGCUAUGCUCGCGGAGAUGGAGUCCGAGGCAAACGUUGGGGGUGGCGGCAGCGGUGCACAAGACAACAAGACAGCGUCGCUGCGGCGAACAACGGCGCUCGUGGGUAGUCGGUGGUCGACUGCAGACCCGCGAGAAAAUCACCUUUUUGGUUCUCUGCAACGGAUGUUUCACGGAUCACGCACGUGGGAGCCUUGCAUGAUUCUACUUGGGAUGGUGGACCUGUCCCUUUUCCGAAGGCUUCCGGUUGUGCUUGCGGAGCGCGCUGAGCUGUUGGAAGCGCAAAGGCUUCUGUCAUCCGGUCGUGGAGAGGCUAGCUUGGGGUGGCUUGGUCUGUCCUGGCUUAUCUGCGAAGGCAGUCGGGAUGCUGUGGUGGUAGGAGGUGGAGGCAGGGGCGGCGCCGGCUCCACGGAGUCCCGUCUUGCACGAUCUUCGUUAGGUCCCUACCUUUGGCCUCUUUUGAGGUCAAUUGAUAUGCUUGUCCAGCGGUUGGCCUGCAGGGAGGUGGCUGAUCUGGCUGCAGCCCGGCAGGGUUGUCAAGAGUUUCCUGACAGGUUGCUUGGAGGAGUGCGGUCGGUGAUGGAAGCACGUGAUACCUUGUCGGGGUUGCUGGUGGCGGCGUCUGCUUCUAGUGACGAAGGGGCUUGGUCUCAUCGUGCUUCCGCAGGAGGAUCUCAGGGAGAGCUGUUAUUCGCGUGGGAUCCGUUUUUAGUGACGUGGCGGUGGCUGCAGAAAGCAUUUGAGGCCCUGCGCGCGACAUUGGGUGCCUUUCCUACCCUCAUCAGCCGUGCCAACGUGUCAUCAGCGUUUGCCACUGUUGACGCUGUUGGGUCCCGGGUUGACGCCGCUGUGUUGCAGUACGCGGGUGGUGCCGCACCUACCAGGGACACGCUUUGGAAGCACGGCCCUAGGGCGGCUGCUCCUUCCUCUGCUGCUGGGGCGAUCGCUCUCGCGCGGCUCGGGCGUCUCGCGGAUGAGUACCGGAUACUCCCGUCCACCUUUCCGGUAUCUACGGAUUCUGGUUUGUUGUCCCUCGGAAGGCUAAUGCGAGAGGCGCACCCUUCCCUCUGUGUAUCUCGUGAUACACGCGCGGAGCUUUUACACGCGCUGUGCACUCUCCAUUGGGUGUGCUCCAACGAGCAGGACCAGGAUGGUAGUAGUUUUUCAUCGCACCCCGCCGAUUUUGAUGGCGGCAGCGUUUCGCUUGCUGCGCGUUUGCCGGGUUUGCUCGAGGACACCCUCAAGUCUUCCCGCGCCCGCUUCGAAGCUGCGCACAAGGGUACGCGGCUUGGUGGUGCCGGUCGGCGGAAUGACGGCCUUGAGCAUCACCAGGAUGACUUGGAAUAUGGAGAGAGGUUUGACGAGUUUGACACCGAGGCAACAGAGGCGGUGGCUAAUGCUACACUCCUUGUGGUGGCUGGAGAUUCUGGUUCUGCCGGCGGGGACGGUAUCGACGACGGGGUUCCCUAUAACGGCGAAGGCGUGAUGCAAAAUUGGGCGCUUGUGCAGCUCUCCCCGUUGAUGGAGCACUGGAUCGCUGUGGAGGAGUGUGAGAUUCUGGCUGUCCUCGCCGGGCUCGACGCCGCCGCUGCCCUCGGAUGUCGAGAGAAGGUUGUGGGAGACAGCUUGGAGCCGCACCUCAUGGCGCGCUUGUCCAGGCUGCGGUCGGCGAUGCUGGUGACGCCUUCGCUCUCGCCUGCCGUGGCGCGUCCACACCAGACCUUGCUGUGGGCUUGGGGCGAUUCGAGUUCUUGGCCAAAUGUUGUCACACCCCUGCUGAAGCGGCUGCUUCCGGUGGCCAUGGCAUCCUUCGGUCGUCGCCUCUGGGAGAAUGUUGUGGGUGCGCCUGAGGCGUUAUCGCUCCAGCUUGCUCCACCUGAGAUAGUCGACGGCGGCGGCGAGAUACACAAGGAGUGUACGCCGAAAGGUUCGCCCGACACGUCCUUUGCUGGUCCGGUACAGCUCCUUACUCUUGCACGGUCGUCAUUCUUGCUGCGGUUGUCGUCGACGGCCAUCUUUUGUGGCGAUGUUGCGCCAGGAGGCAAGCGGAACGCGGUGGACUUGACUCUCAUGAACGCCUCUGCGCGACUCAGGCAGUAUAGGGUGGCGAUGCGCCGCGUGCGGGAUCUGGCGUACGGUGGCAACGGCGGUGGGGGGGAUCCCAACGGUGCGCUCAAACCGCUGGUGAAGCUGGCGUGGGCUAGCUUCUGCCGCACUCUAGGCGCGUUCGAUGAAGUACAGGCCAGGGAAGUUGAUGAGCCGGCCACCUUCGCCAAUGCUCUGUUCCCCGCCGGUGGAGACGGUAGUGUUUCGUCAUCUCCUUCGUGGGGGACGGUUAAGGAACCGCUUCUCCGAGCCCUUAGGUCCUGUCCAGACCAGCGGCUGGCCGCUCAAACAGAUUCGCUGGUUUUACCUGCGGCUCGGCACCUCCUCGUUGCAUCGGAAGGGCUUGUGGGUCAAAAGGCAGAAGGGCCUACGGCACGUGUGGAGGCCUCUGCGGGGCUUGGGAUGGCGCUACUCGGGUGCCUGAAGCUCGUCCUGCUUCCUCCUUCUUCUCCUGUCGAUCCGGGUCUGAAGCCUGCCCUAAAGAGGGAGCUUUUGGGUGAGAGGCUGGACGGGUACCGCGGGGAACUCACCGUUAGGCGGUGGUCUCUGAGACUCGAGGGCGGCGGGGACGUGUCUCCCGAGAUGUUGCCCCUGCUGCAACAAGCCCGGAACCUUCGCGACGACUGCACCCGGCUUGGGCUCGAGGCAAUCGAGCGUCCAGAUGACCGCCCGAGUUUCCAUUCGCUCUUUCGUGACGUCCAGUCCUUCGCGAGAGGACUGGCCGACCCCGACCGCGUCACGGCUCUGGCGCAAUCUCUUGCUCGAUUCGUAGACGGCGCGGGUGGGCUGGAGGAUGAUUUGGGCGGAGGUAGGGCCAGAGCUGUGGAUCGAGCGGCAUUGCUUCAGGAAGAGACUGUGUGGCAGGACGCCGCCGGUGCCUUCGUGGGUCGUUUCCGUUCGGAGUACGGGGAGGCCUACGCGGACGUCGUGACUGGUAUCUGCGAUGCUGUGGAGGUGACGCGGCUCGGGCUUCGAUUGCUUGCAGCUGCUUGCUCGUCGGCUGCCCUUUUCAGCCCAACAGACGCCACCCCGCCGGAGAAAAUGUUACCGAGACCCUUGGCCAAGCUCCAGGGUAUGCUUCUCAGCUUCCCGUACCCUUGCUGUGAGGGACUGACUCGUGCUGGGGACGGGUCCGGGGACGGUGUUGGCGAAGCGUUACGGUGGACGCUAGGCCCUAGCGGGCAGGAUAGCCUUGGUGCUAACGAUGGAGGCGGCUUUAGCGGCUGGGCUUCCGGGCCUCAGCAUAUGAUGCUGUUGCAGGCGGUGCUAUCUCGUGCGGAGCUGUUGCUCUCGGCCGAGUGCUCCGCCCAGCCGGCCCUUGAUGCCGCCGUGACUGCAAUGGAAGGGGCAGUCGACGCUUGGUCUCGGGUCGAGGCGGAAGAGUUGGAGAAGCGGCGGAAGGAGGCUGAGAUCCUUAAGUUCAAAAUGCAGGAGCACGUGGUGGAGUCAGAGGAAGCGAUAAGAUUGGCCAAGCUUCGGGCCCUAUUCCCAGACUACCAGAGCGGAUUUGAGGACAUAAUCGCCGAGAACACUCCCACAGACAGCGUCGAUCAGGACGAGGCUGGCGAUAAUUCUGGGACCGGCGAUGGCGUUCUUGACGCGCGCGUCAAAGCUCUCGGCCACAUGUCGGACAAGCACCUUUCCUCCCUCGUUGCUCGACAUUGCCGCAUCUUCUUGUCGCUGUCGGCAAGACGACGCCGCUCGUUGCGCGGUAUAUAUGCGUCCCGGGAAGGCACAUCCCCUGAAACGAAUGGUGUUGGUAGCGGGAGGUCCUGUAGUGACGCCGAGACGCUGGUCGCGUUUAGAGACUCGUACCGGUCUUCUGUUCUCUUCGCCGCCUCUUCUUCGAAGCUCUCAUCCUCUGUCGUGCUCUCCUCGCCCACCGUGCCUGAUGCGGCGUGCACGGUGUUGCACAUGGAAGAGGCGUUUGCCGCGUCACACCUGCUGGCCCUCGCGGAUGCGGCGAGAUUGUGCAAGACCGGUAGGAGUUUGCUGGAAGAUGCCGCCGCGGGCGGCAAACCCCCCGCUUUCAAGAAGGCUUCGAAGGACAGGGUUGAGGGUGUUUGUGGAGUUGAUGGGUGGCUCGGCGAUGGCGCGGUCAGGAGAAAUCUUCUCUUGGUAGACCCUCUGGUGAACUUCCACUUGGACGGAAACGUUGCCGAGACGAGGCUUGCGGACGGCCCUUUGGCGUCGGUUCUGCGGAGAGUUGCGGGUUUACUGGAAGAUUUCCCUGGUCACGGCGUUCUCAUACAGCUUGCGAGGGUCGCCGACCGUGUACGCCGCAUGCCGUUGCACUCGCCCCUGGCUGCGGUACUUGCCGGGGUCGAGCUCACUCUCCGGAAAGCUCAAGACUGGGAGCAGCACGCGCACCGCGGGGUUAGUCUCAGGGACGAGCUGCGGUCCCUGAGCUCUCUGGUGGCGAGGUGGAGGGCCAUCGAGCUCAAGAGCUGGCCGCACCUGCUUGAUGCUCGGGAAGGCGCCUUCGUUCUGAAGGCAAACCGCUGGUGGCUGCAUCUCUACCGCCUUUUGACGGGACACUGGAAGGAGGACUCGCAAGCCUCCAACCCUCUGCAACUCCAGUGUGGCCCCGCAGCUGCACCGGGAGGACUGCGCGUUUCCGAUGAACCAUCAACUGCACAUCGGGUUUCUAGCGAGAAGGUCGUUAGCGCCCCUGAUUGGCCAAGUGCCAGAGGCUUCUUCCCCGAUUGGCUCUGGUCUGGGCUGGUAUCGAACAAGGGCGUGGGUGUCACAGAGGAGUCAUCGGGAGGGAUCGAUGCGGCAUCACUCGACCACGCACGAGGUCUAUUUCAGCCUCUCGACGACUUCUUGCGUACGUCCAGCAUCGGAGAAUUUUUUGCCAGGUUGCAGAUGCUGAGAGCGUUCGCCGCACAGCUGGGAUCCUCCUCUAACGGUGGCACUAUUGGUUCCUGUGAUGAUUAUGAGACUUGUACCACGCGAGCACAGGCGUUGGGUAUCGUGGUCCAGGGCCUGUGGCAGUACUACUCGCAGUUUUCCGAGGAAGUGGAGAAUGCGAGGGCGUUAGUCCGCAAGAGCAUCGAGAAGAAGCUCAAGGAGGAAGCCAAGCUCGCGAAGUGGGACGAACAGACGUACUACUCCCUGGCCGAGUCUUCGGAAAAGUCGCACCGGAAACUGUUUCAGCUGGUGUCUCAGUACGACGAGGUGCUGGAAGUGUCGGUAUCGGAGGUGCUCCACCGCACUCUCAUCUCCGGGAUCGGCGAGAGGCAGGAAGGCAAUUACCCGAACCCCAUGGCCCCUUGCACCGAGAUUCCGACGCUUGGAUCGAUGUUCUCCGUCGUUAAAAAGGUGGAUACCGCGGUCGAUUUCCUCGAUGACGAUGACGAAAAAGACCGGAGCGAUGUGGACCACUCCGGCAAGCAGCGGCCUGAGUGCGGCGUCGACGAGAAACCGCAUCCUGCUGCUGUCAAACCCUCCAAGCCGAAACGGCUAACCUUCAAGACCACGCCGGCCGCCGGAAAAUCCCUCGAGCUGCUCGACGCCUGCCUGCCGGGACCUCCGCCAAAUCGUACCGCCUCCAUGCCUGGACUCGCUGCUGGGGACACGGGGGAGACUCCUCUUUGGCUGACGGAGGCUCUUUUCUCGACCAGCAGCGUUCGCGCCGACGCCGCCGCCGAAACUGGCGUCAUGUCGGGGACGUCUGCUGCGGGGCCACCGGUGGUGGCUCGUCUGGCACCACUUGCGCAUCGCAUGCGGUCGUUGCUGAUGCGGAGUGUCUACGCGCGAGGGCGGAUCGGUUCGGGAGGGGGGUGGGCGGACGGUGGUCGGCCCGCCGGAUUUGUCGGCGCGGGUCUUGCGGAGGAGCUGUGUCUGGCGGUGUUUUCCCGGAUCCAGGGCUUGAGGGCGAAAGGCGUUGGGAAACAGGUAAAAAAACGCGCGGUGCUCGAUCUACUGGGAGGCUUGCGAAAACAGGGACUCUCCCAUGCGAAGUCCAACACUCCUCCCCAGACUUCCGACAUGCUCCGCGUCAUGGCGCUAGCGCAGCCCUUCUGCGAAGACGGCCUCGCCGGCUUCGACAUCGCGUGGCUCUUUUCCGGAGACGGCGGAACCCGGAAGGCUAAGGUUAACGGCACCGAUGAUGUCGCUGCGGAUUUAUUGAGGAGGAGUGAGCGGUAUUACCUUCGUGGCGUGAGCGAGUUGUCGAGGCUGCGCCUAGAGGCGGGGGCACCCGUGUCGAGCGACAUUACGCGCAGGGAAGCGGAGGUGAUGCGCGGUCUGGCCGAAAACCUGGGGUUGCUGGUGCUGCAGCAAAGGGGUGUCGCAACCGCCCUCGAAUCGGACCUCCUCUCCUUCGUUCAGGAGGUUCGGGCAAUGCAGUCCCUGACCACCGACUACGGCGUUUCCGCGGCGAGCUCGGCGGAAGCAUCUUCCCAGAACACUUCAAGGGAACCGUCAGCUAUCCCACCGCAGUCUACCCUUCGGCUCGCGUUGGAGACUCAGCGUCGGGGGCUUCUGAGAGGCCUCGAGGCUGUGCGAGAAGUGCAACUGUUGCUCACGUCGAUGGCAGGUUCCGACCCUCCCGUCGCCUCGGCAUCAUCUCCGGAGUCUCGGCUGAGGAGGGCCAGAGGCGGGGAGGGGUGGGGCGAGGCGGCCACCGAUGCCACAACAUACGCCGAGGUUAAGGCCGCUGUUGAUUCCCUCCAGCGAUCGCUCUCGGGGAUGCUCUGCGCCGUCCAGCGAUACCCGCCCCCGACUACAAUCCACGGUGCCACUUUGGAGGUCGGCGAGGAUGGUACGCAGACCGCGACGCCGCUGCUUGCCGCGCGGGCGGCACGCCUCGUGUUGGAAAAUCAGGAGGCGUUACGAGCGUGCUCGGCGGACUCGAGGGAGUUAUCCAACCGUUUCGCCGGCGUUCUGCCCCGGGCGAUGCUCGUGAGGGUUGCCACCCACCUGAGUGAUGUGGGCGUUAGUGUUGGGUCCGUGCUGGACGGGAACUCGGCCAUGCGGUCGUGGCUCGUUGCCGAUGGCAUCAGCUGCGGCGACGGCGUCGGUGGCCGGAAGGAGACUGGGGGUUCUGGUAACUCCCGGCAAUCGGCAGCUAAGCACACCUCAGAGGUCGGAGGAAGGUUGACGGCCGCCGUUAAGGCGAUGCUGCUUUCGGUUCAGUCUCUCUGCCCGCGGGCGGACAAAGGACCGGCGGAUGGAACCGAUGCGCCGUCACCAGUGGCGGCGAAGGACGGCGGUACUGCUGGCGGUCAAAACGAGGAGGGGGAAGAUGCCUGGUUUACCGGGACCACGCUGUUCGAAGCGCAUGCCUCUGCGUUCGAGCAGGCCAGGGGGCUGAAGCUGUGGAGGUGUGCAUCGGCGAUGGCCUCUACACGUCUUGCCCUUAAGGAGUUUGCCGAUGAUGAGGCUGUUCGAGGCGCUUCGGCCGGGGAGGCCGCGGAAGCGCUUGUUGGGCUCUGCCGCGAGGUGCUGGUACUGGCCGAGCAGGUGUUGUCCGCCGGGAAGGCGGUGCUGAUCGGCAUGGUCGCACUUAACAAGGGAACGGCGAAGUUGCAUUACGUGACGGUUCGGGUGUUCCGCACGUUGCUCUCCAAGGGUCUAUGCUCGGACGAGAGUGAAGGAGAGGGGGAGGGAGACGGGGACAUUGAUGGGAUGAAGUUCGACGACGAUGUUGAGGGUACGGGCAUGGGGGAAGGCGAGGGCAAGAAAGACGUUACGGACCAGAUCGAAGACGAAGAGCAGCUACUUGGCCUCAAGGGAGACGAAGAGCCGGAUAAAGUCCAGGAUCAAGAGGCCAAGGAGCUAGGCGAAGACGACCAGGACAACGGAAUGGAAAUGGAGAAUGACUUCGAGGGGGACAUGUUCGACGUGUCUAAGGGAGACGAGAAAGACGAAGAUGAUGAGGCCCCUUUUUUCAUCUUUUUCAGGCCGAAGUCCCUCAUGCCUCAAAAACCAGAGAAUGCCCCUAGUUGGCGAGGAAACAUUCCGAUGUGGAUGAUUGCUGACGAAUUCAACCCACUUUUGUCGCAUGUUAAGGAGGAUGACGGGGAUGAGAAGGAGGAGCUCGACCGCGAAAUGGGAGAUCUCGGAGAUAAUGCCGAUGUUGUGGACGAAAAGCUGUGGGACGAGGAGGACGAGGACGAAGAUCAAGAGGAAGGGAAGAACCAGGGGGAGGAAAAGUUUGAAUCUGGGUCCCGUCUGGAUGGAGAAAAGCCUGAAGAAGACGAGAUUCGCACCAAGGAGGAUGGCCAAGACGAUGGCGACAAGGGAGAUGGCAACGAGGACGAUAAGGGCAAAGACAUGGAGGAUAAGGAGGGCAAGGAUGGUGAUGGUGGGGACGGUCAAGAUGGGAAGGAAGGCGAAGAUGGUGACGAAGGGGAGGGAGAAGCAGAAGGUGAAGGCCCUGUGAACGAUGAUCUAGAGGAUAACUACGAGGACAAACCGAUGGGUGUCGAGGUACGUGGGGAAGACGAGGCAAUGGAAGUAGACGAGGAGGGUAGGGAUGUGGAGGGAGAGAACGAGAAGGACGGCCAAGGGGACGAGGAAGGAGAGAACGACAUUCCAGAUGACCUCAACUUGGACAACGCUCAAGAGGAUGGUGGCGACGAGGAGGGCGACGAGGGAGAGGGAGAGGGGGGUGCUGAUGGCAAGGAGGGAGGGGAAGACGACGAAGACGAAGAGGGCAAAGAGAAGGAGGGCUUCGAGUCGUUAGCCCCUGAAAAGGAGGGGGAGGAGAAGGAGGAAGACUUGAUGGAAGGCGAACAGCAACCUCAGGCAUGUACAGCUUUCAGCCACUACUGCGGUUAUACAAAACGUUAUUUGGAACGCACUGUAGGUCAGCUCGAAAGGGGUUUGGGUAACCCUGGUCCUGCCGACGUUGGACCAAUGGAAGAAGAGAAGAGGGAAGACGAGAUGAAGGAUGAAGAGGGUGGUGACGAGGAGAAUAAUGCUGCCAUGGAAGAAACGAGGAGGGCCGAGGUAGCGAAAGAACCUCCGGCGUUCGGCGUGGAGGGGGAAGGUGGCGAUAGCUCUGUGCUCGAAGCAGCCAAGGACGAGGGAGAAGGAAAGCCCACGGAGGACGAGCAAGGAGAAGAUGAAGAGAAAGAGGAGGGGCAGGAUGGCGGAGGGAGUGCUCCCAAUGGACGAGAUGAUGGAGGCGGUGGUGGUCAGGGGGAAGAUGGUGAGGGAGGAGAGUGGCGGCCCGACAUGGCAAGCGGAGAAGGAAAGGGAGAGGGUCAAGGCAACGAUAAGAGAAGGAGACCGGAUGCGCCCAAUCCGUUCAGAGAUCCUGGGGAUGCCAUGCGGCAUUGGCACCGUCGUCUGGACAUGCUCCAGGAUAAGGACAAGGAAGAGGCCGCCCCGGAGGGAGGGGGCGAGAAAGACCUCGGGGAUGAUGAUGGUGGAGAGGGCAAGUUCGAGUAUGUCACUUCCACCGAGAGAGGUUCCAGCCAGGUUCUUGGAGGCGUGUCCGAAGAACAAGCCGCUGAAGCUGCCCACGAGCAGUCCAAGGCCCAAGACGACGGGGGUGAUGGUGACGAGGACAAAGACAAGGAGAACGUUGUCGAAGAUGGGGACGUUGGAGACGCUGAUGCACAUGAUGGAGUGGAUGCCAUGGACCAAGACCAUGAACAAGACGUGAGAAGAGUGUUGAACGUGGGUGGCACAAUAUCGGUCCAUCUUUUUUCUUUUUUCGAUACUUGCGAGGGUGGCUCCAUCGUGCCGAGAGCCGAUGGUGACGAGGAAGGUCUCCACAAAGAUGGUUCGGAGGUGGUGGAUUCUUCCAGGAAGAGCGGCAAGCGGAGAGACAAGGACGGUCAUCGGGAAGAGGUGGAAGACGGAACGGACCCACAGCAGGAAGACGGGAACGAAGAGGAAGACGAAACCCCUGUCCUCGACACCGAAAACGCGUCCUACGACCUCAAGUUCUUGGAAGAGCCACCCCCGGGUGCCGGAGACAGCGCCAACGGUGCCAUCGUUACAAACCCUCUCGCCGCUCGUGGGGACCAAAAAGAAGGUGGGCGACAGUCUCCACGGGACCGUGAGACCAGCCUCAGGGAGGAGCUCCACGCGCUGGCGGAGGAGUUGCAACGGGUGAAGCGUCACCGUGACGGAGAGGAAGGCGGUGAGGUAUCGCAGAAGCUGUGGGGUAGGCUGAGGAGCGUCACCGGCGCGCUGUCCCAGCGCCUGUGCGAGCAGCUUCGUCUUGUUUUGGAGCCCAUGGUGGCGACGAAGUUGCAGGGGGACUACCGCUCGGGUAAGAGGAUCAACAUGCGGAGGGUCAUCCCGUACAUAGCGUCGGGCUUUAGGAAGGACAAGAUCUGGCUGAGGAGGACCAAGCCCGCUAAAAGGGACUACCAGAUUCUGAUGGCCAUCGACGAUUCUGAGUCCAUGGCGGACUGUGGAGCCGGCGCCCUUGCCCUGGCGGCGAUGACGACGGUGGCUUCUGGACUCACUCAGCUCGAGGCCGGGCAACUCGCGGUUGCACGGUUUGGAGAAGACCUUGACCUGCUUCACGGGUUCGGCGACCCUUUCACGGAGGAGGCUGGUGCCAAGCUUGUUGACGGCUUCACCUUCGAUCAAAAGUGCACUAACACCGCGCACACCCUCGAAGGCCUCGUGUCUCUGCUGGAGGAGGCCCGAAACGGGUUCUCGAUGUCAUCGGGAGGCGUCGGCAGCAAGGGCACCCCUCGCCAGCUGGUGCUGCUGCUGUCCGAUGGCCGAUUCGAUCGAGAGAACAAGGAUCGCUUGCGUAAGCUGGUGCGAGAGAUGAACGAGCGGGGGCAGCUGCUUGUGCUCAUCGUCCUGGACAAGGAAGGUGACACGUCCAUCCUCAAGACGAGAGAGGCCACCUACGUCAACGGCAAGCUGGUGCUCAGCAGCUACCUGGACAAGUACCCUUUCCCGCUCUACAUCUUGCUCAACCACAUCGAGGCUCUCCCAGAAACUCUGGCGGAUGCAUUGAGGCAGUGGUUCGAGUUGCUGCAGCGUCAGACGGCUCGCUAGGCGUUGGGGUGUAUGGGGAGUGGUGUGGCGG
Molecule: messenger RNA, 14326 nt
Organism: Ectocarpus sp. CCAP 1310/34
Lineage: Eukaryota; Phaeophyceae; Ectocarpales; Ectocarpaceae
Source: the annotation of a GenBank genome assembly